This is a messenger RNA of Dermatophagoides farinae (American house dust mite), 2103 nucleotides long. RefSeq names its product L-sorbose 1-dehydrogenase. NCBI's taxonomy places the organism in Eukaryota, Metazoa, Arthropoda, Arachnida, Sarcoptiformes, Pyroglyphidae. Gene Ontology annotation, molecular function: oxidoreductase activity, acting on CH-OH group of donors; flavin adenine dinucleotide binding. The record is from RefSeq and is a predicted model, not a curated record.
CAUGAUGGUAGGUAGACUUCCAUAAUAAAUAUAUAUAAACCUGUUGCAUUUUGAAAAAAUUGUUUGUUAGUUUGUCUGGUAUCCGCAUUUACUCAGACACACACAAACAAAAUGUCUACACCAUCGUUGACAUUUCAAUUAUUGACAGUUGCCAUCAUUGUCCUUCAACGGCAAAUGAUCCAUAAUAAUGUUGGUAGCCGUACACAAUGGAAUACUACAUAUGAUUAUAUUAUUGUUGGUGCCGGUACAUGCGGUUCAUUGAUUGCCGGUCGAUUGACGGAGAAUCCAUCAACUACGGUAUUAUUAAUAGAAUCCGGUGGUCCAGCAUCGGUUAUCACUGAUAUGCCCGUUGAAGCUUGGAAUAUUGAAACCGGUGAAUUCGAUUGGGGAUAUAAUACCGUACCACAGGCUAAUGCUGCUUUUGCUUUCCGGAAUCGUCAAAUGGUGUUUCCACGUGGCCGAGUAGUUGGUGGCUCACAUACGAUCAAUUUUAACAUCUACAAUCGUGGUAAUCGUCAUGAUUUUGAUUAUUGGGCCAAUUAUUAUGGUCUGCAAGAAUGGUCAUUUGAAAAUGUUCUGCCAUAUUUUCAGCGUACCGAAAACAAUACGAAUAGACGCUAUGUAGAGGCUGCACCAAAUUAUCAUUCUACCAGAGGUCAGGUUGAAGUUUCAUCACCACCGAAUCCUGAUCCAAUUCUAUUGAAAUAUAUGGAAGGUUGGAAUCUUCAAGGUCUACCAUAUACCGAUGUAAAUGGACCAAAUCAAUUAGGCACAACACUGAUUCAACAAACAAUUACGAUACAGAAUCAUACACGUCAUUCAACAUCGAACGCAUUUAUUGUACCAGCAAUUGGCCGUAAUAAUCUACACGUAUUAGUACGUAGUCAUUGUACCCGAAUUCUUUUGCGAAACAAUACCAAUACUAAUCAAUUAGAAGCAUAUGGUAUUGAAUUUGUUCGUAAUAAUCAAACAUAUCAAGUUUAUGCCAAUCAAGAGGUGAUACUUACCGCUGGUGUCAUAAAUACACCGCAGGUUUUGAUGUUGUCUGGUAUUGGUCCACGACAACAUCUUACCGAUCUAGGUAUACCGGUACAAGUGGAUCUACCGGUUGGUCAAGGACUACAAGAUCAUCUUUUCACACCGGUCGAUUAUUUGACCACUGAUGAAAAUCUUAUUCAAUAUGGUCGAGAUAUCAAUAAUGUUCUGACUGUACAGAAUUUAUACGAUUAUUAUGUUAAUAAUUCUGGUCCUAUCACACAAGUACCUAUCGUAAUGGCAUUCCAUUCAUCAAAACUUAAUGAUGUACCAGAUUGGCCAGACGGCAUUAUGGCCACUUUGAUCAAUCGAAUUCCCGAAAAUGUGACAACAAUUACCGGAUAUUUUCAAGAUCCAGAUGCAUGGGCAGAAUAUUUUCAACCAAUGGCUGGUGAUCCUAGACAUUUUUUCGUACUAUAUGCAUUUACUCUUACACGAAGUCGUGGAUCUGUACGACUUCAAUCACGAAAUCCAUUUGAUGCACCACUUAUUGAUCCUAAUUAUUAUGGCGAUCUACAUGAUCUAGCCGUUGUUGUUGAUACUAUGAGUGCUGGUAUGGAAAUGAUGGAACAACCAUUUUUCCGUCAAUAUGCUCGAAUAUAUCCACGUUCAAUACCUGGAUGUCAAUUUUGUCCUGAUAAACCCUAUUACAAAUGCUAUACAUAUUUAGCUUGCCAUGCACAAACACUUACGCUCACUGCUUUUCAUCCUACUUCCUCCUGCCGUAUGGGUAAUUCUAGUGAUACUGGUGCUUGUGUUGAUGAACAUUUACGUGUACGUGGAGUAAAUAAUCUUCGUGUGAUCGAUGCAUCAAUCAUGCCAAAAAUUGUCAAUGCCAAUACGAAUGCUGCAACUAUGAUGAUUGCCGAACGUGGUGUAGAUUUUAUUCAACAAGAUGCACGUUGAUGAUGAACAUGAUAGUUAUGUUUUCUGGAACCUUGGAGUUUUUUUCAAACUGUUUCAAACUCCUAGAAUAUACUAUAUGUAUUUCGACAGAUAAAACACACCCAUUUGAUUAGAGACUUAUCAAAUAAGUAAUAAUAAAGAAAAAAAACAAAUCAACUAAAA